AUGCAUGCAAAUUUCAGCUGGAGAGAUACCGACCGGGAAGAGGCAUGUCUUCCGGUACAACUGCUUCUAACUCCGUUAUUUGCAGAUGGUUGGCGUGAGCAAAACGGCUCAAAAAGCCUCCGUACACUCCUCAGCGAAGCGGGUUUGCUAACAGAAUACGUGAAACGAGAAAAUGGUGUUAACGAUGAGCUCACCAAUCGAUUGGAACGGAUUUGUGAAGAGUAUGCUGGAUCGAAUGAAAAGGAGAUCAAAAAAAGUCGACGACAGAAACGCAUGGUUGGUGCCAGUUUAGCACUACAUGCAGCUCAAGCAGCCUGGAAUAUAAAGCAAGAUUUGGACUUGAGGGCAAUUCAACAGGAAUUGAAAGAGCAAGCCGCUAUGUUGAAAUCGCUUAAAGAAGCGCAGUCGGACAAACAACGUCUAAUUGAAUUAACGAAACGUUCAGAACAAAGGUUGAAUGUUUUGAUGCAGUUGGAGUCACAUUUGAAGGAAAAGAAAACUGUCUUCUUACAGUCGAUCGAAACGCUCUUUCAUACACAUCGCAUCCACAAUGAACUUCUGUCAGCUACUGAGCUAAAUGGGAUUGUUCGAACAAUAUUCGGCGACAGUGUAUUCGAAGAAUCUGCCUACGCAGAGCAUCGUUACUUAACACUAUUCUACGUUCAGGUCAUACCACGUUCGUGUGAUAUCCGACAGAACGUGAUAUAUUCUGAUGUUUGUGUACCAUUCAUAGCUAGAAAUCAGUUGCGAACAUUAUAUCAGACUGCCAAAGUGGCCCGAUUCAUGAAGGACUUUCAACUGUUUGCUCUCACCGACAUACCAAAAUACGUGGCUGUCACAGUCAACAAAACAGCAGAAUCGGUGAUACUAAGUGAUCAGUGCCAACGAAAAGGUGGUUACGUUUAUGAGUGUCCGUUGACACAAUUGGAUAAAACGGAUUGCGAUGUGAACACAUUAAAUGACUGUAUAGUGCAUAUCCGUCGAAUCGUGGGCAGUUUUACACAUGUUCAACGAAUUCGGGAUUUGUAUGUGGUUGCAACGAAUGAAAAGCCACUCAAAAUUUACGUCGAUGAUGUGACGAUGGCUGAAUUUGAUCAAUUGGCCGAUGAAAACGAAGCGAUGACUGCCAAACUGAACGCUCAUCAUCGCAAAAUCUCAGUCGCAAUUAAAGCGAUCGACCGAAGUUAUACCGAGAAAGCGUUGGAUCUCAUCAUGCGCUCAUCAUUCGGCUUAUAUCUGUUCUUCGCUAUCGCAUUUAUGAUAUCGUUCAGUUGUCUGUAUUUGUGUUGCUGUCGAUGUGGUCCACUGUGUAUUCCGUCGAACGCUCGCGAGUGGUACCAUCAUAGAACAUUCACGAUUUUGCAACGUCGAAGAACAAUGAAUAUUUCAUUUGCGAGUAAAAAAGUUCUUAUUACUGGUGCAAGUCGCGGAAUUGGUAGAGGUCUUGCAAUUGCGUUGGCCAAAGAUGGUGCUGAAGUGGUUGGAUUGGCUAGGAGCAAGACGGCGCUUGAGGAACUCACCAAGGCGUAUCCGAAUAUCACCGGAGUGGAAUGUGAUGUAACGAAAGAAACGAAUGUAAUCGAAGCUGCACUGGUCAAACACCAUCCGUUUGAUUAUCUGAUCAACAACGCUGGAACCGGCAUUCUUCAGGAUUUUCUGCAUAUCACCACCGAAGCGAUCAAUCAGCAAUUCGCUGUGAAUGUUCGAGGACCGAUUGUAGUUUCACAAAUUGUGGCAAAACAAAUGAUUGAACACAAGAUAAAAGGCGUAAUUGUCAAUAUCUCAUCGCAAGCAUCCAGCAGGCCUUUGCAAGACCAUACCGUAUAUUGUUCGUCAAAGGCAGCGUUGGAUAUGGCCACACGCUGUAUGGCUAAGGAGCUUGCCCCGUAUUCGAUCCGAGUGAACUGUGUAAAUCCAACGGCUGUGAUGACAGAUUUGGGCAAAAUGGCUUGGAGUGAUCCAGCUAAAGCAGCCACUCUUUUGGAUCAUAUGUGCGUUAAAAGAUUUGCUGAAGUGGACGAUGUGAUAAACGCAGUGUUGUUCUUGUUGAGCGAUCGUUCGGCAAUGGUGGAUGGUGCUGCGUUGUUUGUCGAUGGAGGUUUCACGAAGAUGUAA
Anisakis simplex (herring worm) is the source of this 2115-nucleotide messenger RNA. The record is from the annotation of a GenBank genome assembly. Lineage: Eukaryota; Metazoa; Nematoda; Chromadorea; Rhabditida; Anisakidae.